AUGACUGUCACAACAGAAGGUGUAGUCGAGCAAGACUCUCUUUCCCAAGCAUUAGUCCAUGUCACUCCUAAUGACCACCACAGCAGCAACAACAACAUCACCAAGCAAUACCCAAUGGUUCAACAAACCAUGAAGAAGAUUCCUGAACCUCUCACUAAUCCCAUUCCUCUCGUUCGCUUUCUUUUAAAAGACUUUUAUAUUUACCUUUUUCAAAUGUUUUUGCCCUCUGAUGAUCCCUUUCUUUUCGACAACUACAACAAUAACAUUGAACAGAACGAUCAAGCGAGCACAAACAAAUCACAACAUCGAGAUCGAAAGAAUCAUCAUGCUUUAUCAGAAGAUUGUAAGGCAUUUUCACCGCUCCUUAAAUGUGAAAUUGUCCUUCAAAGAACACUCAUGUUUGUUCAUUACUUUCAUUCAUCGCAUCUCAAUCGUUGGCUUCACUUUUUGACCAUUAUUCCCUUUUUUAGUGGACUGUUUUUAGUGUUGGGUGUUGUGAUGAAUGGGUUGUUUUAUGGAUUCAUGUGGUCAUUAGGUUCUGCAUGUUCAUUCAUACAACAGAAAGAAUGGAUUGAAUGGAUCGGAGAGACCAAUGUUCAAUUAUUAUCUGCUUCGAAAUGGCCACAAAUCGACUGGACACUCCCGUUGGUCAUCUUAUGGUCCCUAUUAUUUAUUGUCUUUGCAAUGGGCAUUGAUCGAUAUGCAUGGAUUGUUUUGGCAAGUUUUUGUAUGGCCAUUGUGACCAUUUGUUCUUUCUUUCUUCUUCUCUCCUCAAAUUCCAUUAUCUCCAUUCCAUCUUUUUCAGUUACAGACCUUUCUAAGAUGUCUUUCAUUUGGAAUUCUUGGUCGUCCGUUUCGUGGACUCAUUCAUUAAGGUUUGGAUUUUCUUUGUGGUUAUUUGGAUUUGUGAGUCAGGCCUUUGUGGCACAUGUGGUGGUGGAUGGACAACUUCCUGCCUUCUUGGUUCAGGAAGCAUUGUUGGUUACUCCGAUUUACAUGAUUAUGACCUGUGCUUUGAUGUAUAAUCCAUGCGUGGAAUAUUUACCUAAAUUAAGGAAAGAAAUUGAGAAACAUGCUACCAGGGAGAAUUUUCAGAAAUUUGGAAAAAUACAAAAGUAA
Naegleria fowleri is the source of this 1119-nucleotide messenger RNA. RefSeq lists its product as uncharacterized. The coding region runs from base 1 to 1119 and encodes 372 amino acids. Lineage: Eukaryota; Heterolobosea; Eutetramitea; Acrasida; Naegleriidae. The transcript has a single exon. The record is from RefSeq and is a predicted model, not a curated record.